AUAAGAAUUCGAGAAACUGCGAUCCUGCCAGUGCCGAGGUUGAAGCACUUACAUUAUGUAAUCAUUCUUCGGUGCUUAUCUUAUCGAGUUCGAUGCAGAGUACCGUCGUGCUGCGGGAGGAUUCAGUACUGUCAGUUUGUCAAUUGACCACAAUAACAUAUCGAUGCCCUCGACGGCGUGGAGUGCAGCAAAAGCCAAGUUGCAACUUCGUCUUUCUGUACAACGUCUACGGACGCUACAACAGAAGAAGGAAGCCCAGGCUAAGAGUGCGCGUCGUGAUAUCGCCAUCUUACUCGAGAAGGGGAAGAUAGAGAGCGCUCGGAUUAAAGUGGAGGCUGUCAUUAAUGAGGACGUCACUCUCGAACUAUUGGAGUUGCUGGAGUUGUACUGCGACUUGCUAGUAGCUCGCUUUGGUCUAUUUGAUCAGAGCACACGGGAACCCGACCCGGGUAUCAGUGAGGGCGUAUGUGCUAUCAUUUACGCUGCCCCCAGAACCGAGGUGAAAGAACUACAGGCGCUGCGUGAAUUUCUCAUGCAUAAAUAUGGCCGUGAGUUUUCGGUAGGCGUGAUGGAGAAUCGUGGAGGGUGUGUAAGUGACCGAGUGAUGAAGAAGUCGGUGGUCGAAACGCCGUCACCGACGUUAGUGGAAGCCUAUCUCACAGAAAUAGCGAAAGGCUACGGUGUAAAUUGGAGCUCUCCUGCCACCAAAGCAGAAGCUUCAGAGGGCGUGUCUUCCCAGGACUCUGUGCCCACGGCCCCCGCGGGCGAACAGUCAGACCAGCUACCAGCCUACUCCGAAGAUGGGUCCAACGGCAAAGCCCCUAGCCCUGAUGUUCCGCCAACCAAAGAAGACUUAAACGAGAAGUGCACCCCAUCGAUACCUGGCAUACCCAAAGAUGGUCCGGAAGACGAUUUCGAAGCCUUGGCGCAACGUUUCCAGGCUCUGAAAAAGCGCUAGCGGAGGUCAGAUGACAUGUACCCUUUUGUUCGCGCAGUUGUCAGUACCGUAUAAAGUUUGUAAUAAUCUCAAAUAUCCUAGGAAUUCAAGCAAAGCCACGUCGAAGGAUAAUAUUUAUGCGAC
Pisolithus orientalis is the source of this 1081-nucleotide messenger RNA. RefSeq names its product DUF292-domain-containing protein. Bases 164 to 958 code for a protein of 264 amino acids. Lineage: Eukaryota; Fungi; Basidiomycota; Agaricomycetes; Boletales; Pisolithaceae. The record is from RefSeq and is a predicted model, not a curated record. The transcript has 8 exons. Gene Ontology annotation, biological process: protein transport.